This is a messenger RNA of Solanum dulcamara, 2740 nucleotides long. RefSeq lists its product as uncharacterized. The transcript has 12 exons. The record is from RefSeq and is a predicted model, not a curated record. Bases 170 to 2578 code for a protein of 802 amino acids. NCBI's taxonomy places the organism in Eukaryota, Viridiplantae, Streptophyta, Magnoliopsida, Solanales, Solanaceae.
ACCCUCGUUAACUUUGUGCUCUAAAUCAAGCAAAGUUCGCUUCUUAUAGAAAAAAAUUUCAGAGAGAAAAGAUUGAUUUUUUUAAAGCUCCUUCGUUUGUUGUGUCUUCGCCGGUGAUAAGGUUGUGGUUCUUGAGGUUCCUUAACUUAUAUGCUGAAAAAGCCAGAAUAUGAGUGGUACUCCGAAUAAAAGACCUCAUGAGGAUGGUGGAAAUGGCGGGGUCAGUAACCAUAGUUACUCUUCUGCUCCAAAAUACUCACAUGAUGACUCUGGUGCAUUUCCCAAGGUGAUGAGCUCGGGAACGCCUGAAUAUCAUGCCUCCUUUGACGUGGGCCAUAAUGCUCGGAUGCCGAAGAUUCAACGGACUGAAUCAUCACGAGAUGCAGAUAGAAGAUCUCCUGUGCUACCAAUGUACCGUGUAUCAUCAUGUCCAGUUGUUUCACAUCCUGAUCAUUCUGUUGCUUCAGAAAAUAGGUUGGAGCCCAAGGAAAUUAACAAGGAGGUCAAGGUUGAGAAUCGUGAUGCGAAAAGUGAAUUAAGAGAGUUGUACCAAGGGGCUAAAGCUGACAAGGAUGAUAGAUUUGAGAACAGAGCUGAUGAUGGUAAGGACAUUAAACAUAAUAGGGAUACUUACCCUGAAUACAAGGGAGAUGUGAAGGCAGAUAAGGACAGGUUUAGCGGAGUGAGUUGGAAAGAUUCGAAAGAACAGAAUAGGGGAAAAAGAUAUCCCGAUCUCCCUGUCGGGAACAUGGAUCCAUGGCAUGCGUCAAGAACCCAUAGUGCUGCUGAGAUAGGAAAAGAAGUCUCAAAUUCUGAGAACAGGGAUUUUGCUAAAGUGCGUGAAGCCAUUGCUGAAAAUAAGAUGGAUUUGAAAGGUGACGAUAAAUACAAAGAUAAAGAUAGAAAAAGGAAAGAAGGGAAGCACCGGGAAUGGGGAGAAAGGGAUAAAGAAAGAAAUGAUUGUCGGAACAAUUUACAACUAGGGAGUAGUACUUCUGAUAACAAGGAGUUGCUUAAAGAGGAAAGGGAAUCUGAGCGGUGGGAGAAGGAAAGAAAUGAUCUUUCGAAGGAUAAGGACAGACCAAAGGACUGGGAAAAGGACCAUGUUAAGAGGGAAGUGUGGAAUGGAGUGGAGAGGGAGGUCUUGCAGAGCGAGAAAGAAGUGAUUGAUGUUCCUGGAAAAACAAAUGAGCCAGAAAACUCAGCAGUGGAGCAGAAGAAACAGAAAGAUCAUGAUAGCUGGAAAAAUACUGACAGAGAUGGAAGUGAGAGAAGAAAGGAAAGAGAUACUGAUUUGGAAGGAGAGAGGCCUGAGAAACGCGUCAGGUGUCACGAUAAAGAACCAGAGGAGGGAGACCUGGAUACUGAAGGAGGUGGGGAAAGGGAAAGAGAAGCUUUUAAUUAUGGAGUUCAGCAGCGCAAGAGAAUGUCGCGGCCAAGAGGGAGUCCCAUGGCCAACCGUGAUCCUCGUUUUAGGUCACACACUCAUGAAAAUGAAGGAUCUCAAGUUAAGCAUGAUGUAUCUGCUGUCAAUUAUAAAGUUGGUGAGUGCAUGCCAGAACUGAUUAAAUUAUGGAAGGAAUAUGAAUCAUCGAAAGCAGACGGAGCAUCUGAUAGCUCUCCAAGUGAUCCUACUCUAGAAAUUAGGAUUCCAGCUGAACACGUAUCAGCUACAAAUCGGCAGGUGAGAGGUGGCCAACUAUGGGGAACAGAUAUAUAUACCAAUGACUCAGAUCUUGUCGCAGUUCUUAUGCACACAGGUUACUGUCGUACGACUGCUUCUCCUCUUUUGCCAACCAUUACGGAGUUACAUGCUACUAUCAGGGUGUUACCUCCACAAAAUUGCUACAUAUCAACUCUGAGGAACAAUGUGCGGUCACGUGCCUGGGGAGCUGCAGUUGGCUGCAGCUAUCGCAUUGAGCGGUGCUCUGUUGUUAAGAAAGCUGGUGGAACCAUCGAUCUUGAACCUUGUCUAACACAUUCCUCAACCUUGGAGCCUACUCUUGCGCCGGUGGCAGUAGAGCGCACUAUGACCACUCGAGCUGCAGCUUCGAAUGCACUACGACAACAGAGAUUUGUACGUGAAGUGACAAUUCAGUUCAACUUAUGCAAUGAGCCUUGGCUCAAAUACAGUAUUAGUGUUGUUGCUGACAAGGGUCUAAAAAGGGCCCUUUUUACAUCAUCACGCCUGAAAAAGGGAGAAGUUCUUUACUUGGAAACUCAUUCUAAGAGGUAUGAGCUCUGUUUUAGUGGUGAAAAGAUGGUAAAGGCUACAACUUCUCAGAUGCAUGAAAUGGAUGUUGACAAGCCUCAAACUUACAAUUUACACAUGGCAAACGGAGAAAAAAAUGGAGUGAAUGGUGAUAAUACGAUGGUAGAUAUGUUCCGAUUUUCCCGUUGUAAGAAGCCCCUGCCUCAGAAACUAAUGCAGUCAGUUGGAAUUCCUUUGCCUCUUGAACAUGUUGAGGUUUUGGAGGAGAAUCUGGAGUGGGAAAACAUUCAAUGGUCACAAACUGGUGUUUGGAUUGCUGGAAAAGAAUAUCCUCUUACUAGAGCACAUUUUCUUUCCCCAAAUUAGGCAAUGUUUUGUAAGGAGAACUAUAGGUUUUAGAUACAGUUUAUUUAAGACAAAGAUGUACUGGGAUUGAUACUUAUUAAGAAUGCUAAAUAGUGGAAGUCAUGAUCAAUGUUAUGUGAACAUUGUGCAUAUGGUGAAUUCUUCUUCCAGUUUCUCUGUUAA